Wickerhamiella sorbophila is the source of this 522-nucleotide messenger RNA. RefSeq lists its product as hypothetical. The record is from RefSeq and is a predicted model, not a curated record. NCBI's taxonomy places the organism in Eukaryota, Fungi, Ascomycota, Dipodascomycetes, Dipodascales, Trichomonascaceae. Bases 1 to 522 code for a protein of 173 amino acids. The transcript has a single exon.
AUGGUGUUUGGACACAACCACAGAAAGGCCCGCAGGCUUGCCCAGCAGGUGCAGACCAACUUGCCUGAUCUGGAUAUAGAUCUCGCCUCAAUCGAGGAUGCUACGGCGCAUAGCACUAUGUUAUCGGAAGAUGAGCAGCGGGAGCGAAUAAUGCAACAAAACGAUCGCCGCGAACGCUAUGAACUAGCCUGCAUGAAGCUAGAGGUUGCAUUCAACAACGAAAUGGGACCUCAUACUGCGCUACAAAACGAAUUGGAAGAGAUCAGACGUCAAAACACCCAGAGAAGUGAGCUGUGCCGCCAGCAUAGAGAAGAAGUGUUUGCCCUCGAGAAAAGUGUUGUGGCCGCGAACGCUGUGUGGAAUGCUCGGGUUGUCGCCAACGGUCAGGCAUUGACCUCUGAAAUUGAUUUAACAAAACCUCUCGGCUUGAAACGCAAAACUUUUGGUACGAGAUCACCACUCAAAGAAGCUAGUCUGAAUGGUCGCUGGCGCGUUCAAGAACCCGAGGGCACUUAUAAAUGA